UUUCCCUCCGUUCCCAGUUCAAACCAGCAACGCCACCACCAGCCAACACCGUUCCUCCCACUCCACGCGGACCCGUGCUCACCGGCAUCAGCACGCACCCGAAUUCUAGACGCGCUCUCAUGGCGACGCUGGCGUCGUCGUCCGGCUUCGCGCUCGACUUCCUGCGCCGCCUCCUCUGCGCGCGCAGCGCCGGCAAUGCCGACGGUCCCGCCACCGCCGCACCGACACCCCGCCACCUCCCCACGCCGGAAACGGAGCCGAGGAGCCCCUGCAUUGUGGCCAGGCUCAUGGGUCUGGACGCGAUGCCGGCCGAGGCGCCGCACGCCCAGCCGACGCCGACGCCGACGCCGCCUCUCCCGCUGCGGCGGAGCCGCUCCGCGAGUUCCGCGGAGGGGUCGCCAAGCCCCUGGGACGCGCAGCAGCACCGCCACCAGCCGCGGGUGGUCCGGGCGUCGGCGUCGCUGAGGGAGAAGCCGGCGUACCUGAGGGAGGAGAGCGACGAGUUCCUGCUCCUCAGCUUCAGCCCCGAGGGCGACCGCCGCGGGAGCGACGACGCCAGGGAGGAGCUGGAGUUCUUGCUCGCAGCCGCGGAGCCGAAGACGCGGCGUGGCGAGAGGGGACCGGACGCGGACGGGGCCAGGAAACAGGGGAGGAACGGGCACUGCCGCAGGCUGCUGUUCGGCGACGAGGAGGCGGGGCCCUCGUCGGGCUCGGGCCGCCGCAGGAGAAUGCCGGCGGCGGAGUGCGACGCGCAGAGCUCGAGCCCGGUGUCGGUGCUCGAGGUGAGAGAUGCGCAGGAGGAGUCGUCCACCACCACUACCUCGUCGUCCUUGGAAGAGGUGGAGCACGCAGAGCCCUGCUCGGCUACCUCAGUGACUGCAGAUGAAGUUCAGAAUACAUUGGAAGAGCAGAACUCAAGGAGGAAGCCGCAUGCUGAUCUUGACCAGUUCGAUAACCCAUCUCCGGCGAGAAGCUCUUGCCAUGCCUCCUCAAGAAGUUCAGACAGGGAGAGGAGGAACAGGAGAGUCGUGAACAAGGAUGAGGUGAUAGCACCGGAUGUCACUACCAUCUGGCAACCCAUUUGCAGACUGGUUGAGGAAGAUCUCAAGAACAUGAAAUGGUUGGUCCGGGAUGGCGCAGAUGUUGUUGCCGAUAUGGAGUCGGGCAUUCUUGAUCACCUCGUACGUGAGAUAAUGGAUGAACUCGUGCAGGGAAGGCCUGUACAUCCUUCCCCACUGAGAUCCAAGAAACAAUUGGGUGUCAAAAACUUUCAGACAAGACGAACAAUCGGAUGCUACUGAACAAGGAUGGAUUGAUGUAGUCCUCAAUCGCUCUCUGGCUGCAACAUAUGCUCUGAAAUGCCAUAAAGGUUGGUUUAGGAUGAUAUCAAGAUCACUGAAACAAGUGAAUAUGCAUAAUAGAAGUAGGCGUAGCCUCAGAGAUUGCUGAAA
Messenger RNA from Setaria italica (foxtail millet), 1451 nucleotides. RefSeq lists its product as uncharacterized. Lineage: Eukaryota; Viridiplantae; Streptophyta; Magnoliopsida; Poales; Poaceae. Bases 120 to 1301 code for a protein of 393 amino acids. The transcript has 2 exons. The record is from RefSeq and is a predicted model, not a curated record.